Molecule: messenger RNA, 8761 nt
Organism: Medicago truncatula (barrel medic)
Lineage: Eukaryota; Viridiplantae; Streptophyta; Magnoliopsida; Fabales; Fabaceae
Product: small subunit processome component 20 homolog
Exons: 31
Coding region: 112-8271 (2719 amino acids)
Cellular component (GO): nucleolus; small-subunit processome; 90S preribosome
Source: RefSeq, a predicted model, not a curated record
UGCAUUUCACUGCUCUCUCUCAGAAACGAAAACCCCGACUCAACUCUGUCACGAUUUCCUUCCCUCCUUUUUCAAUCCCUUACGCCGCAACUUCCACCACCAACACCGAACAUGGCGACACCGGCACACGCUCAAGCCGUCAAGUCUCUCAACAAAUCCCCCGGUCGCCGCCGUUUCGUUUUUAAGUCUUUCUCUGAUAGAGUAGAUGAUAUCGAUAUCAAUGUCUAUAGAAGUCUUCAUAAAGUCAAAGCUGAACCAUCUGAAGGUUCCUCUUUUUUCAGAGACUGCCUUGUAGAAUGGAGGGAAUUGAAUACCACAGAAGAUUUUAUUUCAUUGUAUGAAGAAGUCAUACCUUGUACACAAACAUUGCCGCUGGUGUUGUUGCACAAGGAAACUUUAAUCUCAAAGCUUCUUUCUCGGUUGCACAUGAAGGCAAGGCUAUCCCUUGAACCAAUUCUCAGGUUAAUUGCAGCUUUAUCUAGAGAUCUCCUAGAUGAAUUUAUUCCGCUAUUUCCAAGGAUUGUUGAUUCUUUAGCAUCUCUUCUAGAAAGUGGUGCUGAUAGGGAGCCAGAUAUAAUUGAGCAGAUCUUCACGUCAUGGUCAUAUGUUAUGAUGUAUCUGCAGAAAUAUCUAAUACGCAACCCAUCAGAGGUGCUUAAGGUCACAUCAAAAUUGAGGUACUAUCCAAAGGAAUAUGUUCGACAAUUCAUGGCAGAGGCAAUGUCAUUUGUUUUGAGAAAUGCCCCAGACGUGCAGCUCAAAAGAGGAAUUGAAAGAGUCAUCACUGAGGUAGCGAAGAAGCCAUCUCCAUUCCGAGAGUCUGGUGUUGAAUUAUUGCUUUAUAAUAUUAUGAAAGGAUACUCAUCAAGGUUCCAUUCGAAAGCAGAGCGAGUGUUACAAUUAUUAACAAGCAAAACAAUUUAUCACAUUGGUGAUGGAGAUGACCAAGGCAAGGAUGGGGAUGACCAAGGCAAGGACGGAGACGACCAAGAGUCAAGUACCAUUUUGAACAUCAUAAAAUCCGUGUUUAAGAAAUUAUGCGAGACGACGGAACCCAAAGAGUUGAAUUUGGUAUGGAGUUGCUUAUAUAAUGAAGUGCAUGAAUGUGUUACUACCGAAAACAUCGGACAUUUAAGACGCAUUUUAUCAGUGCUAGUCUCAGCUAUUAAGGUGCAAAAAGGGCAAAAUGUGUCCGAUUAUAAGCCCAUGCUUGAACUCGUCCUCUUGCUUGUGCGGUCAUAUAUCACACCUUUGGGAGUUACUGAGUCACAAGAAGAUAUAUGUUUAGUUGAUAGAAUUUUGAAAUUAAUGUUGGCCACUCUCGACGGGCUGUGUAGUGAUAGUAAUAAAUCAAUGAUAUCCGAGUGUGCUACCCAGUGGGCUCCAAUUUUUAAAUCACGAAGCUCAAGUUUGCUACGGUUCAUCGAAAAACUGCUACAGAAGGAUCUCUGUUUAUUUGCUUUCAGAAGUAAGGUUAUAAGUGCAAUAAACGAGUUAAUGGAGAUUUCAGAGGAAAAGGUCAUACAAUUAUUUCAAUCCUUCUGUGAGAAAAUGCAAUUGGAUAUACGAGGCCCAGACUUUUUAGACAGAGAAAGUGAAGAAGCAUUAGCUAGGAUAUGCAAUCAUUUGGAAGGGACUAUCCGUUCUUGGAUUGAAAAAAUAAACAAUAUUGGACAUGCCGACGUUUCUUGUGAAAUUGAUGAAAGAAAGGUAGCACUGCUAUGGGGAGUUGUGAACUGCUAUUCUCAUAUGUCUAUUGUUGACGCCGUUCCAUCCUUGUUGGUGGAUCUUAUGGAUGCGGUAGAUCAGCUUCUGACUGUUAAAGCUGUCCAUAUUGCAGAUAUGUCUAAAGAAGCAUGGGAAAGCAUUAUAGGUGCUUCACUAAGUUCUUUCAACAGAUUGUGCUAUGACAGUAACCUUGGAGCUGAUGAAACCAAAAAGUUUCUAAGUUUUGCAAAACGAUACAAGUCAUCUCCACACGUGUUACCGGCUGUUGCUGGUUAUUUGGAAAGCAAGUACGGUUCUUCUUUGGAAGAGACUGGGUGUAGAGUGUACCAUCCAGAACUUGAGGAAAUGAUUGCAGAGUCAGUGGCAGCAUUUGCGGAUAAUUUGUGCCAUUCAGACAAGGAGGUUCGCAUUUCAACUCUUAAAAUACUCUGUCACUACAAAUCUUUGGGCGAGGAAAUUUCUUCGGUGGAUCAGUCAGCUGCGAAGAAAAGGAAAAUCGAAGUUUCACCAACUUCCAUUGUGGAUAACGUAGGAAAUAAUCCUCUGCUGGUUCUUCUGUCUAUUGAAACAACUCCAGUUUCAAUUUCUACAAGCAGAAGUAUCCAACGAUUGAUUUCCAAGAUACAGAUGGACCUAUCUGCUGGAAGGAUUGCCAAUGUUUAUGCACCACUUGUUUUGAGCGGGUUAUUUGGCAUCUUGAAUAACCAAUUUAGCUAUCUCUGGGAUCCUGUAUUAGAAUGCAUUUCUGUCUUGGUUAGUCUAUAUUUUUCACUCGUGUGGAAUACCCUUAUCGAUUAUCUGGAAAGAUGUCAAGCAACAAGAGAGAGCUCUAGCAGCUUGCAUGAUAGUGCCAAUGGUGCAUCGUUUGAUCAGCCAGCUGGUUUACUUGGUUGUUUCAAAUUAUUUGUCCAUCAUGAAUCUGAUUGCACACCAUCCGGAACAAUAUUGACAUUAUUGUUGCAAGCAUUACAAAAAAUUCCAACUGUAAUUGAACCUCGCUCCCGGCAAUUCAUUCCCCUUUUUUUGAAGUUCUUAGGAUACAACACUCUUGAUCUUGCAAGCGUGGGAUUGUUUGAUUCUCAUGCUUGUAAAGGAAAAGAGUGGAAGCUCAUCUUGAAGGAAUGGCUAAACUUGUUGAAACUUAUGAAAAAUCCCAAGUCAUUUUACUUGAGCCAAUUUCUUAAGGAGAUUCUGCAGAAUAGGCUUAUAGAAGAAGACGAUCCUGAAAUACAGUUUAGAGUUCUUGAUUGCCUAUUAAUAUGGAAAGAUGAUUACUUUUUACCAUAUACCGAGCAUCUGAUAAACUUGAUUAGUUACAAAAUUACAAGGGAAGAACUAACAACAUGGAGUUUAUCAAGAGAAUCUAAAAUGAUUGAAGAAUGUCACCGAGCUUAUCUUGUGCCAUUGGUUAUCCGUCUCUUGAUGCCAAAAGUAAGAAAGUUGAAAGGACUUGCAUCUCGAAAGAAAGCAAGUAUUUGUCAUCGGAAAGCUAUUCUGAGUUUCAUAGCUGGGCUUGAUACAACUGAGCUGCCACUUUUCUUUGCAUUACUGAUAAAGCCGUUGCAAAUAGUAGAGAAAACUGAUGGGCCUGCUAACUUGUUUUGGACUUUACCUAUAGGUUGCACUAGUGAAUUUCAAGCAUCUUCUUUGUUAGAAUAUUUUACUUUGGACAAUAUCGCAACCCUAUCCUGGAAAAAGAAAUAUGGCUUCUUGCAUGUUAUAGAAGAUAUUGUUGGAGUUUUUGAUGAAUUGCAUAUUAGACCUUUUCUUGAUUUGCUGGUGGGGUGUGUUGUUCGGCUGUUGGAGAGUUGCACAUUAAGUCUUGACAACGUAAAUCUGAAUGGGGUUUCUUCAAAUCAACACAAUUCUAGCACCAGCCCAAUCACUCUUAGUGGGGAAAGUGUGCCAGAAAAUCAAAUCCUGAUUGGCAAUACGUCAAAUCAGCUCAAAGAUAUGAGAUCUCUGUGCCUGAAAAUUGUUUCCCGUGUUGUCCAUAAGUACGAGGAUCAUGAAUUUGGUUCUGAUUUUUGGGACAGAUUCUUUUCUUCGGCAAAACCCCUGAUUAAUAAAUUCAAACACGAGGCUGCUAGUAGUGAGAAACCAAGUUCAUUGCUAUCUUGCUUUCUGGCCAUGAGUGCAAACCAUAAGCUUGUAGCACUAUUAUGCCGGGAAGAAAGUCUCAUACCUGAUAUAUUUUCCAUUGUUUCUGUCAAUUCGGCUUCUGAGGCUAUUGUAUAUUGUGUUCUGAAGUUUGUCGAGAACUUGUUAAGCCUUGACAAUCAGUUGGAUUAUGAAGACAGUUCUGCCCAUAAAGUUUUACUUUCAAAUAUUGAAGUGCUUAUGGAUAGCAUUUGUUGUUUGUUUGGAAGUGACAAUGCAGCCAAGAGAAAGCUGAUCAAAUCUCCUGGGGAGACAGUUAUAAGAAUUUUCAAAUUUCUACCCAAGUACAUCAAGGAGGCAGAGUUUGCAAAGCGAUUUGUGGACAUACUGCUUCUGUUUUUGGAAAAGAAAACACAAAGUUCUGAUGUCUGUAUUGAAGUUUUGCAAGUCAUUCAAAAUAUCAUACCCAUAUUAGGAAAUGGAAGCACCGCUAAAAUUUUGAGUGCUGUUUCUCCUUUAUAUAUUUCGGCUGAGUUGGAUAUGCGUUUGAGAAUAUGUGAUCUUCUUGAUGUUCUCGUAGCAUCUGAUGCAUCUGUACUCACAGUGGCUAAUCUUCUUCGUCAGCUGAAUACGACAUCUACUUUGGGUUGGCUUGAUCACGAUGUUAUUUUGAAUGCUUACAGAAUCAUCAAUACCGAUUUCUUCAGAAAUGUUCAAGUGGAACAUGCAUUACUUAUUUUAUCACACUGUGUGCUUGACAUGUCCUCGGAAGAAACAACCUUUGUAUCUAGUGCACAGAGUUCAUUGCUAUCUUUUGUUGAUUUUUCUGCACUUAUCCUUUUGCAAGAAGGAAGCAAUGAACAAGAGUUGUCUGUAAUACAAAACACUGAUGGUUGUUGGACAAAAUCAUGCAUCCAGCGUAUUAUAAAGAAAUUUUUCUUGAAGCAUAUGGCAGAUGCUAUGGAUGGACCACUUGCUGUUAGAAAGGGAUGGAUGAAGUUGUUAAGUCAAAUGGCUUUGAAGGUCCCAGACGUGUCAAACCUUAAAUCACUCAUAGUCCUGUGCAAUGAGGACGGGGAAGCAGAUUUUUUUGACAAUAUAGCCGACUCAGUGAUCCGUAAGAGAGUGAAGGCAUUGUCACUGUUUAGGAAUGUUAUCAGUACGAACAAAUUAUCAGAGUUUAUCACUGAAAAAGUGUUCAUGCGACUCUUCUUCAACAUGCUGUUUGACGAGAAAGAAGUAAAGGUUGACCAUUUGAAAAUUGCAUGCAUCGAGACCAUUGCUUCUGUAGCUGGUCAGAUGGGAUGGAAUUCAUACUAUGCACUAUUGAACAAAUGUUUUCAGGGAGCAUCCAGGAGUCCAGACAAACAGAAACUCUUUAUACGCCUUAUCUGUUCUAUUUUGGAUAAAUUUCACUUUUCAGAACUUUCUCACACUGAAGAACCUACUUCUGUUGGCGUUUCUGACAUUAGGAUAACCGACACUGUUUCGUCAGCUAGUUUAGGCAACUUUGGUGCUUCUGGUGUGAACACAGAUAUACAGACGUGCCUCUAUAAAGUUGUGCUUCCUAAGAUACAAAAGCUGAUGGAUUCUGAUUCAGAAAGGGUCAAUGUAAAUAUCAGUCUUGCUGCGUUGAAACUACUUAAGUUACUUCCAGGUGAUUUGAUGGACACAUAUCUUCCAACUAUCGUUCAUCGAAUUUCAAACUUCUUAAAGAGUCAUCUAGAAAGCAUUCGUGAUGAAGCCAGGUCUGCAUUGGCUACUUGUUUGAAAGAACUUGGAUUGGAAUACUUGCAAUUCAUUGUUAAGGUUUUGCGAUCAACUUUAAAGCGAGGAUAUGAACUUCAUGUCCUAGGAUACACACUGCAUUUUAUUCUGUCCAAGUGUCUUUCGAGUGCCAUUUGUGGAAAGAUAGAUUACUGUUUGGGGGAUCUCCUUUCUGUCAUAGAAAAUGACAUUCUCGGAGUUGUUGCUGAACAGAAGGAAGUGGAAAAGAUAGCUUCAAAAAUGAAAGAAACAAAGAAGAAAACAUCAUUUGAAAGCUUGAAAUUUGUGGCCCAAAAUGUAACAUUCAAAAGCUGUGCACUAAAGCUACUUGCACCAAUGACUGCUCAUUUGCAGAAGCAUGUCACACAAAAUGUUAAAGGAAAAUUGGAAAAUAUGUUGCAUAGUAUAGCUGCUGGUAUUGAAAGCAAUCCAUCUGUAGAUCAGACUGAUCUAUUUGUCUUUAUUUAUCGCAUUGUUGAUGAUGGCUUAAAGAAUGAAAUUGGUCGGCAUGAGAGUAAGUUGUUAAAAUCGGAAGAUAAGGAUAGGCGUACUAACACCAAAAGAAUUUUUUCAGGGAGUGCAGUUGCUAGUGGCUUAUUAUGCUCACACCUUAUAACAGUGUUUGGUAUCAGAAUAUUGCAUAAACGCUUGAAGGGCUUAAAACAGGUUGUUGAAGAUGAAAAGACCUUGUCUUUAUUAGAUCCUUUUGUCAAGCUAUUUAGUGAUGGUUUGUGCUCGAAGUAUGAGGACAUAUUGUCUGCUUCCCUUGGAUGCCUUACUGUACUGGUAAAGUUGCCUUUACCAUCCCUUCAAGAACAUGCUGAGAGAAUAAAGUCUGCUGUAUUGGAUAUUGCCCAAAGCUCAGUGAACUCUAGCAGUCCUUUAAUGCAGUCAUGUUUGACAUUUCUGACUAUGCUUUUGAGGAAAACUAAAAUUUCCCUCACCUCUAACCAAAUACAUAUACUAAUUCAGCUUCCAAUAUUUCUGGACCUUGAAAGGAAUCCAUCUUUGGUGGCCCUAUCACUUCUAAAAAGUAUUGUCAAGCGCAAGCUGGAUGACGUACCUGAGAUAUAUGAUAUUGUUACUAGGGUUGCUGAAUUGAUGGUGACAAGUCAAAUGGAAUCUAUUCGCAAAAAAUGCAGUAAAAUUUUGUUGCAAUUUUUGCUUGAUUAUCGACUUUCACAAAAGCGUUUGCAACAACAUCUGGACUUUUUGCUCUCGAAUUUGAGUUAUGAACAUUCGACUGGACGGGAAUCUGUUCUCGAAAUGAUUAAUGCUAUUAUAGUCAAAUUUCCUCCAAAUAUUUUGGACGAGCAAUCACAAACUUUUUUUCUCCAUUUGGUAGUUCGCUUGGCAAAUGACAGUGAUGAUAUUGUUCGUUCUAUGAGUGGGGCUGCUAUAAAGAAGCUUAUUGGUUCUGUUAGUCCCAAUUCACUUGAUUCUAUUCUUAAAUAUACCCUUUCUUGGUAUUUGGGUGACAAGCAGCAACUAUGGGGUGCGGCCGCACAGGUUUUGGGUUUGCUGAUUGAGGUAAUAAAGAAAGGAUUUCUUAAACAUAUAGACUGUAUCUUGCCAGUGACUUGUCGGAUCUUGCAAUCUGCUUUACAUGCAGUCACAAACAGGCAUGAAAGCUUUGAGGUUGAAUCCACCAUCCCCCUUUGGAAGGAGGCAUACUAUUCUCUUGUUAUGCUAGAGAAGAUGAUUCAUGAGUUCCAUGAUGAAUGCUUUGCAAAGCACCUAGAGGAUAUAUGGGAGGCAAUAUGUGAGAUGUUGUUGCACCCACACUCGUGGUUACGCAACAAAUCAGUUCGUCUCAUAGCUCUAUACUUUGCACAUGUUGUCAACAGCGAAAAUGAUCAAAGCUCCACAAGUAGUUAUUUUAUGAUGACUCCUAGUAGAUUAUAUCUAAUAGCCACUUCUCUUUGCUGCCAAUUGAAAAUGCCACUUAUAGAUGAUGCUGACAGCAACCUGAUGACCCAGAAUAUUGUCUUUGCCAUUUGUCGCGUGCAUUCUUUAAUGAGGCAAACUGCCUGCAUAGAUCCCCCUGCCUUCUGGUCUGCUCUUGAGCAACAUGAAAAGGAUCGAUUUCUCAAAGCUUUUGACUUGAUUAAUGCAAGAAAAGAAAGAAGCAUGUUUGUGUCUUCAUCUCUUACCUCCUCCUCCUCCUCUGUAUGUGAAGACAGUAGUCAGCUUAAUGUUAACAACACCCAAUAUACACUUGUCUCGUUAUUACUAAAGAAAAUGGGCAAAAUUGCCCUUCAAGCAGAUGCCAUUCAGAUGGGAAUAGUCUUCAACAGUUUUGGGAAAAUUAUGGCACAAAUACAGAUCAUCAGUAAGGAUGACUGCCUGAACUAUGCACAUGUGGUCCUAUUACCUCUGUAUAAAGUUUCUGAAGGAUUUGCUGGAAAAGUGAUAGCUGAUGAUCUCAAAAAGUUGGCAGACGACGCACGUGGAAAAAUAGAGCAUAUUCUGGGUACUCAAAACUACGUGCAAGUUUAUAACCUUAUCAGGAAGAACCUCAGCUCUAAAAGAAAUAAGAGGAAACAGGAAGAAAAACUCAUGGCUGUUACCAAUCCUAUGCGAAAUGCCAAAAGGAAAUUGAAAAUUUCUGCAAAACAUCGUGCCAACAAAAAGAGAAAGAUUACAUCUUUGAAAAUGGGGAAAUGGAGGCAUUGAUUGAGGUUGGUGGUAUCAGUAGAAACGCCCACACAUAUGCAUCAUCUGGUUUAGAACUUUUAGUAUCUGUGUCGAGGUUCGUACAACCACCGGUCUUACCAUGAAACUUGCUUGUUUGAAGAAAAAUUAGCGGGUUUGAAGUUUUUGAAGAUCAUGAGCAAAUUAUUGUAUGCUAGCAUGUCCCAGGACCAGGAGGCCCACAGACACAACCAGAGCAACAAGUUUGGUUUUUUUGGGAUAACUUUGGAGUAUCACUUUCACAACAGGUUGUAGCGAAUUUGUUUUAAAUAGGAAGGUAACAUCCAUUUACAUUUAUACUGAGUUAUGGUUCAGCCUCUCAUAGGAGCGUUCACUUUUAUGCGUUCAUCAGCAGAGGAAGACUUCUGAAGUAUGAAUGCUGAGUUUUGUUUCUGAUUUCCCAGUUCUUGUACAUUACAUUGUUACGGAUUGGAAAAAAGAAAUACAUAAGAAUAUUUUGGGGAGGAGCAUA